Messenger RNA from Tetranychus urticae (two-spotted spider mite), 3182 nucleotides. RefSeq lists its product as uncharacterized. Lineage: Eukaryota; Metazoa; Arthropoda; Arachnida; Trombidiformes; Tetranychidae. The record is from RefSeq and is a predicted model, not a curated record.
AAUAACCAAAAAAUGCUUUGAAAAUUUUCACUUUUGAUUCAUUUAAAACAAGUUUCAACCGUCGAAAAAAGCAACAUGCUUCUAUUGACAGUGUUAGUAAUUACGUGGACAACAAUUAUCAAUCAAGUUUAUUCAGUGAUGCCCAUUGAUCUUCCAUUGGAUAUUGAAGAUGGUAACUGGUUGAUAAAAGCAAAGCUUACAGACAGAGAUAACGCGAAGCAAAUCAAAGUAGACGAAUACAUUAAAUCUGCGAACGGAACAAUAAGAGGCAAAAUAACAGUCAAAGUAGACAAUAACGAUCCGUAUGAUAUAUUUUAUACAAACGCGAAUCAAUACGAACGAUUAACGGCUUGUGUCAAGGUUAAGGUUAAGGAGCUAUCUGUAACCUUUAUGUCUAUGGCAAAGACGGUAAUGCCUGGAAUUAUUACAGAACCACGAUAGGCAAUAACUUCGCCAACGAUUUGGUCCUGGUUGGACCUUCAGUUAUAUUCAGAAUUAAUAAAUUUGCACCUGUCUGGAAAACAGUUAAAGAUGAAAUUAUCAAUGGAGUUAUGCAGCAUAGUGCGUACACAGCUCUUGAUCCUCACCUCGAUGUCUGGUUUUACUACAAAGGUGACAGUCUUGAGGGAUUGAAAAGACCGACCCAGGCUUUCUUUUCUGGUGAUGACCCAAAGUAUUAUCGUACAACAGGAGGUUUAUAUUGGUACGACUUAUACACUAUUACUCGAGUUGACCAAAAUUUUGAAACUAUUGUUACGCCUAAACCUGGAUUAGUUUGUGACAAAUACUUAAGUGACUCUUCAGCCAAAGCCAGAACACCUUUUCCAAAAUUAACUCAACAUGCAGUACAUUUUAUUGCCAAAACCAAAGGUUUAAAUGCAGGACCAACGAAGAAAGAAGAAGUUUAUGCUGAUGAAAAGAAUCAAAUGAUGAGAAUCAAGAGUUCAACUUAUGGAAAGGAUAAUGAAAUUAUUACAACUGAAUUCAUUUAUGAUUAUCAAUUAGGACUUGAAUAUAAAUUCGCAGAACAAGGAAAUUGCUCAGUUUCUUCAAUGGAUUUAUCAGCACCUGGCAUAGUUGAAGAUUCAUCAUUGACUUAUGGCAACUAUAAACUUGAUUUGAAUCGAUUGUUCAACUUUGACCUGAAUUAUCGUUACUUGGGACCAGUACUUUUCGAUGAUCGAGAUGAAAUCGGAAUACAUGCAUGGGAAAUACUCAAUGAAAAUGUGGAGUUUGAUGGUAAAACUUAUCCAAAUGUCGUUACAACUCAGUACUUUAGUGAACAAACAGGUCAACGAACUGAUUACACAGUUGUUGGUACAACAGUGAAAGCUUAUGACAAAGAUAAAAAAAUGGUUGCUUCCCUUACAACAAGUUACUUCAAUUAUGGUUAUGGGAUGAGUUCUUUAGAUAGCAUGAAAAAGUUCACCAUUAGAGACUUUUAUUCUGACGCAAAAGCCGAAAAAACCAUAGCAUUCUUCUUUAGUUGUACAGAUACUCCUUGCAUUUAUUUCAACUCAUAUUAUUAUCAAAUCCAAGAUAAAGUCAAAGAAUCACUCGUAAACACGGGAAUGAUUUCAGCAUCAAGAAUUGCAAACAUCGAACCGAUCAUAAGUUCUGGAGAGAUAAUUAUUUAUGUUACAAUUUUGGACUUUCCAACAAUAAAAAACGCAUUCAGGAUAAAAAAUAUGAAAUUAGCCGAGGAAACAUUAGCUACUUCAUCUAGAGUUAUAGUUGAUGGCGAUGAAACAGCUUGUUUGAGAACGAAUUCAUAUAAAUAUGAACCAUUUACAGCCAUUGCAUUUUGUAAGACUGAGAACGGUAAUAUAUGUCAGAGGCUCGAUGCUGAAAAAGAAAAAUUCUUGGAAGAUGAGAAAAAUGGAAUUCCUUGUUCAGUUUUCAUGACACCAUUGAAGAAUAUUUAUCGCUAUAGCCGAGAGUUACCUUUAGAAAAUAUUCACGAUAAACUCGCUCAUAUUGAAAUCUCACUGGUUUCACCCAACAACAACGAGGUGUUCAAAUUGACUCCAUACCAAGUGACAGAUGUAACCAAAGUCCAUGACGAUGUAUACGAUUCAUUAUAUGAAACGAUGAUUCAAAACACAAAACUAAUCGAAGACAAACUUAAUACAAUCGAAGUUGUUGGCACUACUGACUUAAGUUCCUGCCAUCGAAAGUGUGUCCAGUCUGCUGAGAAUAAUUGUCAAUCUUUUUCGUUCUGCACUUAUGAUGACAGAGUUGAAUGCUUUGUAUCGACUAUUUCAAAUGGCAAAACAACUCUUGAUGAAUCAUGUAGCACCUAUUUGAUUGAGAACCUAACGAAAUAUAAGAAAAUUUCGUUUAAACGAUUUAAAUACAUUGAGAAGUCUGUACCGUUCGAGAGUUCUCUUGAAAAAUGUGCCUCUUUUUGUUCCAAUUCCGAGUCAUGUAAAUCAUUUCAAUUUUGUUCUGGUUCAUGUAGUUUAGCAGGUUAUUAUACUGAUACAUCAAGCGUUUACAGUGAAAGAUGCGUAUAUAGAUUUAUAUUCCAAAAGCAUUGGACAGAUUUGCCAUAACUGGAAAAUCGAUUGUCGAAGACGUGUUUCACACAGAACUGAACCUCAAUGCUGAUCAAUGUGCUGCUCUUUGUUAUCAUUGGAACGAUAAUGACGCAGUUUGUCAGUCUUUCAAUUUUUGCCCAGUGUAUGGUAAAACACCGAGUCUUUGUCAUUUAUCAAAAUAUUCAAGACACGAUGCUAAUGAGAAACUGAUUCAUUCUGAUACUUGUCAAAAUUACGAAAGGACUGAACAGAAUGAGAAAAGGCAACAAAAUGCUGAAGUUAUCACUGAAUCUAGAAAUUCUGGCAUGAUUUACGUAAUCAUCGUACUAUUCAUCACCACUGGACUGAUUUCUGGAGUUGUUGUUGCAGUUGCUUAUUCUAGAUUCACUUCUGUUAAGAGCCAUGCAUCUCAAAUCUACAAUCGUAACACAUUCAGUUGGUCUAAGCAGCUAAACGACGAAGGUCAAUCUGUGAAUGGUGAGGGCUCUUUGCAAAUGUCAUCUGAUUAUGCUGUUCCUGGUAGUGAAUGACUACAAUAAAAAAUAUUGAUAUCAAGUUUAUGUGUGUUGAUCAAUAGUUUAAUGUAUAAAUUUUAAUAAAGUUUAUCAAUACUAAUAAAAUACUAAAUAAAUACUCUUUAAA